Messenger RNA from Drosophila miranda, 1224 nucleotides. Its product is annotated as GTP cyclohydrolase 1. Bases 181 to 1158 code for a protein of 325 amino acids. Gene Ontology annotation, cellular component: cytoplasm. Gene Ontology annotation, biological process: tetrahydrobiopterin biosynthetic process; tetrahydrofolate biosynthetic process. NCBI's taxonomy places the organism in Eukaryota, Metazoa, Arthropoda, Insecta, Diptera, Drosophilidae. Gene Ontology annotation, molecular function: zinc ion binding; GTP binding; GTP cyclohydrolase I activity. The transcript is spliced from 5 exons. The record is from RefSeq and is a predicted model, not a curated record.
CAACGCGCCAGCACAAGACGGAGACCAAAGCCAAAGAAAAAGUUCAACGUAUAAUAGAAAGAAUCGAGUGAAAAAGUUAAAGAUUUUGUGUAUUUACUAUCGAGACGCAUCUUUUUGUUCAAAGUGACAAAUAUUUGAGCUCCGUCUCCAAUCUCCCCACCGCCGCCGCCGCGUUUCACGAUGAGUUUUACACGCCAACUGUCCGAGAUGAGUGCCAGUGAACUGAACGACGCCAUCGACGAUACCAACUUUCCGCAGGCCCACAUCCUUUCGCGCGGCCGCAACAACAGCGUCUGCUCAACAAGUAGCACCUCAGGCACCUCCUCUCUGGCGGACCGGGCCCUGUCGCAGCCGGAGGAGCAGCCUGUUAUUCCGCAGCCGGGAUCCGCUGUGGGCACGCCCACGGAUGAGCUGGUGCCGAGCAGUGGAGCCACAAAUCGCCGCCGCCUGAUUCUGAAGACGAACGGCAGCAUUCCGGAAAACGAUGGUACACAACCGACAACACCAAUGACACCACGUACAUCGACAACGCCAGGCCACGAGAAGUGUACUUUCCACCACGACCUGGAGUUGGACCACAAGCCGCCCACGCGAGAGGCGCUGCUGCCGGACAUGGCGCGCUCCUACCGCCUUUUGCUGGGCGGCCUGGGCGAGAAUCCCGAUCGCCAAGGCCUGAUCAAGACCCCCGAGCGAGCGGCCAAGGCCAUGCUGUACUUCACCAAGGGCUACGACCAAUGUCUGGAGGAUGUACUGAACGGCGCCGUAUUCGAUGAGGAUCAUGAUGAGAUGGUGGUUGUCAAGGACAUUGAAAUGUUCUCCAUGUGCGAGCAUCACUUGGUACCAUUCUACGGCAAAGUGUCCAUCGGCUAUUUGCCAUGCAACAAGAUCCUGGGACUGAGCAAGCUAGCACGUAUUGUGGAGAUCUUUUCGCGUCGAUUGCAAGUGCAGGAGCGUCUGACAAAGCAAAUUGCAGUGGCUGUAACUCAGGCCGUUCAGCCUGCAGGCGUCGCCGUUGUGGUUGAGGGAGUACACAUGUGCAUGGUGAUGCGAGGCGUGCAGAAAAUCAAUAGCAAAACUGUUACCUCUACCAUGUUGGGAGUGUUCCGGGACGAUCCCAAGACCCGCGAGGAGUUCCUGAACUUAGUCAAUAGCAAAUAAACUGGGAAUGGUGGGACAUUGAGAUAACAAGGAAUUGGAAUACGAAAUAAACUAAAUCCUACAAUA